Molecule: messenger RNA, 1967 nt
Organism: Periconia digitata
Lineage: Eukaryota; Fungi; Ascomycota; Dothideomycetes; Pleosporales; Periconiaceae
Source: the annotation of a GenBank genome assembly
CGCUCUUUUACGUGUGUUCCCCACAUUCUUCAACGUAAACAAGUAAACAAACCACCGACCGACCUAGCAUCCGCGCGGCCCUUGACUACUACCUCGACUGCCGCCGUCACUAUCAUUUCUUCUCUGAAGAAUACUUGUAAAUUUCCUAGUGCCCAUCGUGUGGGCUCUUGCGCAAGAUGUUUUCGUGGAUUACUGGGCCUCGCAUGACAAAUGCGAUUGAGGAGCUCGAGGCUGAUGUCGGCUACGAAAACACCAUUGUUGACCCCCCUGAGACGCCUGCCCACCAGUUCGCCGUCAAAGCUUUCAAACAUGCCAUUUUUGGGACUCCAGCACCUGAAGACAUGGCUGCGACAAGGAAGCUUCAGAAGAAACAGCUCCCGGAUACGUUGAAAACAAAAGCUCCAGAGAUGCUUCCACCGAAAGACACUACUGCGCCAUCUUCACCGUCCAAGCAACCUGCCGGCAUCAUGAAGACCCCAGUGACUGCCAAUAAAACGCGGAAAUCGGUCACCUUCAAUGCCCAUGUGGUGGACAACGAGGGGAAGAAAGAGAAAGGCAGUAAGAGUGGCAUACCGGAUGACUGCCCUGGAAAGUUUCCUAGCCCGUGGACGCCGGGAACGGAGCUCAAAACUGGGUUGAAUAGCGAACAAAAGCCGCGAACAAAGUUGAUGGAGGCGCUACACGAUGCGCGGACCACCACACAGCAGAAGUCAGGACAGAAGCAAAAGGCGCGAGAUGAUAGUGACAUCACCGUUGAUAUGGGCGCCCCUCGGUCGAGCUCAGGCAAGUACUGGAAAGAGCAGUACGAGAGAUAUGCAGAGCAAAGUGAGAAGGAGGUGAAGAAGCUAGUUUCAAAGCAACAGCUUGCCAAAAAUUUCGCAAAGAAGAAAGACGACGAGGUUGUUGAGUUGGUUAAAAGGAUCGAGGAAGAGCGCAAGCGCCAUAGGCGACGUGAGCAAGAGUUGGAGCAGCAGAACAAGGAUCAACGUGAGCAUUUGCGGCAGGUGAUGGCCGAGAAUCAUUCUACAAGCAUGGAAAUUAUGGCUUUGAAGAAUCGCAUCAAGGUGUUAGAAAAAUCUUCGAAUUCUGCAUCUCAAGAGGGCAAAACAGACAUUCCUGUCUAUGAAGAUGGAAGCAAGGAUCCACCAACUUCUCAGUAUGAGUACGAUCCUCAACUUGAGAUGUCAUACCUGUCUACAAAGUCUCACCCACGCGGGAUUGGAAAGGAAAACUCUCCACCAAAGUCACGCCAUACCCGUCGUCAAACAGUACCUGAUGCUCGAUCCGCAACACCAUUUACCGCCAAUACUAGGCUAGGUGUUGGUGAUGGGCAAGUUUCUACUUUAAUCGGAAAGUCCCCAAGACCACGAAGAGCUUCACAUUCGACCACGAAACCAUCCGACACGGCAUCUACAGCAAAACGGAGCUCUGAACCCUUCACAAGCGCGUCAAACGUGAACUCUACCACCGAGAAGGCAACACGAGGGUACGAUUUAGCUUCGCAUUCAAGUCCACUACCACAACCGUCACCCGGGCCAGAUCUUUGGUUGAUGGACAAUGAUGAGAGCAACUAUGGAGCACACGAUAAAAUGGCAAUUCCCAUCUCGAUUGGCUCUUCACAUCCCAACCCUACCGAGUCUCGUCGCCUCGCUGCUCGACGUCAAAUGCCACAUGCUAAAGUUGAUCGCUCAAAACCAGCUCUUCAUUCUGAGAAGUCUCUGCCUACCAAUGUACAGCCAAGGCAUUCCCAGGUGGACCAUAAGAGCAACAUGCCAUUCACUAUGAAUGGCAGGGACAGGAUAUUGGAGUCUGCGGAAGUGCGCACAGAAACAACGAAUAGAGCAAACCAUCACACGGAAAUCUCUUCACAGGCGUUGAAAAACAAAGAUGAUCAGGCUCGAGAUAGGAAAGAACAGGCUCGACAGCGUCUAGCUGAGAGGAAAAAAAGAAAAUCAACACUUGUCUGA